Armigeres subalbatus is the source of this 2647-nucleotide messenger RNA. RefSeq names its product EGFR adapter protein-like. The record is from RefSeq and is a predicted model, not a curated record. Lineage: Eukaryota; Metazoa; Arthropoda; Insecta; Diptera; Culicidae. The transcript is spliced from 6 exons. Bases 1338 to 2288 code for a protein of 316 amino acids.
GCCGGUCGCCGCCGCAGUCUCGCUGAACUCGGCCUAUGGUGCAGUCGUCGCGCGCGAUUGCCGUUCUCUGCCUAAAUACCUUGGGCGUCGUGGAUUUGUUGUUUUGGAAACUUUCAGUUCGUGUCGUCGAAAAGUUGAUCGAAGAGUUGUUCUGCAACCCACCGGGCCGGUCUUGUGGUUGGUGGAAUGACUCUUUUGGAUUUUCGCAAACACCAGCCAGCAUCUCGCAAGUAAAGCAAGCAAAGGGGGGUUCCUCGCUGAAGACUGCGACCACUGCAGAUCAGUUCGACUCGCAUAGCGGUACCUGUGGGAACACGGUUGCGGUUUCGACUCUUGCGCGCGGUGACUCUGAGACCGGCCGACGUUGCACAACGUUAACUACUGGACUUGUACCGGAUCUUCGCGUGUGGUGCGGUCUGUUCUCUAUACGUCUUGCGCUUUCGAGGGGAUUCUUGAGUGAAGGUUAUUUCUUUUUGCGUGCGUGCUGCUGACAUCACGGACGGUUGGCUGGCUCGGUUGGAAUUUCUUGAGCGGCUUUCCGGCGCAAAUUUUUGGACCAUCUCGGCGGAGACGAGGGAGCAACGCAGAAGCGUACACCUUAGGAAUUUGCUGCACCUUUAUCGCUCGCUGCUGGUGGUUUUGUGUUUAAUGUGGAAGGCAAAAAGAGUGACGUGAAAACGUGACGGCUCCAGCAGAAGGAAAUAAUUAAUGCGUCCGGUAGCUCCGGCAACGAAGGGGAUUGAACCUUUUCGCUGUAACCCAAGUGAGAUAGUUUUCGUGAGUGAACAUCGCCUUGUGCGGAGAUUUCAAGUCACUUGUUUGGAGCUGCGUGGAAGAAGUUGUUCAUGGUGUAAAUUUUUAGAAGAAAAGGGAAUUUAUGAGUUUGAUAAUGGUAUUUAGUGCUGUUUGGCAGCUGCCAUUUGUGUAUGGUUGAAACGAUCAGUAGUGUGAGUUGUUAAUAGGUAGGAUUAUCUACUAAAUAUUAAAGCUCGCUAAAUAGUUCGAGUGCAUUGAAGGAGCAUAUCCAAUUGAUAAACCUGAAUAAUCUGAUAAGGUUGUUCUUCCAGUCAACUGACUGUGGUUUGGAGCAAAGUGAACAGGAAUUUUCAGUCAACAACAACUCAGAAAAUGGAUCAAGUUCAAUGAGCUAAUCUGCAUCACUGGAUCUACCCAGAAAAAAGUCGUUUACCCAUCAAACUUACGUGCCAAUUUUACAUCUCGUUAACAAGCCACUCCAAAUGAGCACCAUCACCGUCGUUCAUCGCUGAUGCAAUUCAGUCAUCAUUGAAGGUCUACAGAUUGCUGCGUAAUGUCCUGAUCCUGGAGCUACGCCAAAAAUGAAUUGCACCGCGCUUAACAGUAAUCAAAUUGAAACGACACCCAACAACCAUCCUCGGUUGACAGUACCGGCGGUUACAACCCGAGCUUCCGUCGGAGUACCGGUAUCAAAUGCAUCCACCAACUCCGGGAUCUUCUUCCACCACACCAACAACCUCCUCGACGUUCCCCGACCGAACAAUUCGGAGGAGGAAAACUCGCCAACCGAACUGAACAACUGCCGCCGAUUAGCGGAAAAACCUCCUCUGGUCAAACGACUAACCAUGGGCAUCCUUCGAACCGCCGAAGAUAGCAGACCCCUGGUGCACAGCUCAUCUCCCUCCAGUUCAUCCAGCUCGUCGCAAGCGACCUCCGACGGCUAUGUGAACGAAGGCAUUUGUAGCGAAACCGUCGAAGCAAGCGUAGUGUUCAACAAAUUCGGUGACUCGUGUCAACGCACGCUGGUCGCACAACCUACCGGGGAAGGAUCCCCCCGCUACAACCAUAGCAUAGCUCUGUACCCACAGACUGGCCCAGCUGGAGCUCCCAAUCCGCUACGGAAUGAUUGGCUUAGUUUGAAAGAGCAACACGAACUCAAGGGAGCACCCUGGUAUCAAGCGGGGAUACCGAGGGAAAUCUCCCUGGAAGUCCUUUCCCGGCAAAAUCCGGGGGCGUUUUUAGUGCGCCAGAGUACCACCAAACCAGGCUGUUUCGCUCUGUCACUCAGAGUUCCACCACCAGCACCAAAAGUAGCGCAUUAUUUAAUUUUAAGGACGAUACGAGGUUAUAAGAUUAAGGGCUUCACCAAGGAAUUCAGCUCGCUGCGAGCGUUGAUAACGCACCACUCCGUUAUGCCAGAAUUGCUCCCAGUACCACUAGCCCUGCCUCGACCACCGCAACUAGGCCCACGCCAGGAUGAUCCGGAAAUGUACGGAUCCCUAAACGAGUUUCAGAAAAUUUUGGCGGAAUAAUAAACGCACUCGACCAACAGUUAAGAAUUAUUGUGAAAGACUUGGCUAGUCAUUUAACCCCAUUUAGGACUAGGAUUACUUACGUUGACAAAAAUAUAAACUGUGACAUUAACUAAUUCUCAAUCUGAUAAAUUUGGCUUUAAUUCCAUACAAAAAAUAAACGAAAAUUGAGAACACCAAGUUCAAAUUGUUUAGGUUUAGAAAUUAAAAUAAGCGGAUAGUAUAAACAUAUUUCCGAUUGUUGAAUUACUUUACUAGACAUACGUAGUAAAAUUUAGAAAACAUUUACUUGUUACAUAUGUAAAAUUUACAAUUAUAGAAUUAAUUAAUGGACAAAUAAAGAAAAUAACGGUUACUAA